Hibiscus syriacus is the source of this 873-nucleotide messenger RNA. Its product is annotated as B3 domain-containing transcription repressor VAL1-like. The transcript is spliced from 5 exons. NCBI's taxonomy places the organism in Eukaryota, Viridiplantae, Streptophyta, Magnoliopsida, Malvales, Malvaceae. The record is from RefSeq and is a predicted model, not a curated record. The coding region runs from base 182 to 577 and encodes 131 amino acids.
AUAACAAAGCAUAAUUACAUCUACCACCGCCGUUACUCUCCUCUUCUCUUUGUUUUGUUCACUCCUCCACUUCUUCCUCCCGGUUGACUGCCUUCUUCUUCUUCUUCUUCUUCAUUCCAAGUGAAGUGGGUUGCUUCUGCGAAUGACUGAUUUGUUGUGAGUUGAACGAGCUUGUUGUUGAAUGGAGUCCAUGAUUUGCAUGAAUUCCUCUUGUGGAGCUGCUAUCACCCAUCAAUGGAAUAAGGGUUGGCCUCUGCAAUCUGGUGGCUUUGCUCAUCUCUGCUACCCUUGCGGCUCUGCCUACGAGGAUGGCGUCUAUUGUAACAUAUUCCACUUGGAAGAGUCUGGCUGGAGGGAGUGCCGUUUAUGCGGCAAUUAUCUUCACUGUGGUUGCAUAGCCUCCAAAUAUCUGCUUGAUUUCCUAUAUUAUGGUGGUGUUGGGUGUAUCAGCUGUCCAAAGAGCUCCCAACUUCAUUCAGUUAAAAGAAUUCAGACACAUGGUGAUGAAAUUUCUGAAGGAUUGGAGAGUAUCCGUGAUUGUCAGCUUUCAUUUCCAAAUUUUGUUUUCCUAGAAUGAUUUAUAUGUUUAGUUUUUGUUUACUGUGUUGAUUCAAAUUUUCUGUUCUCCUUAAGUUGCGAAUUUAAAGUUUGAAAUCUGCCAUUGUGCCACUAUUUGAGAAGGUUCUCAGUGCCAGCGAUUCUGGUCGAAUUGGUCGAUUAGUGCUGCCAAAAGCAUGUGCUGAAGUAAGUUUUUCAGUAUAUUCACUUCCAUGCCUUUUCCUUGUCCCACACCUCACCCUCCGCAACAAAGUUCCCCUAUCUACCCCUUCUCCAAUAUUUUCCUGGCAUUGCAUUUGUAUGAACUAGAAAUGA